This is a messenger RNA of Nicotiana tabacum (common tobacco), 303 nucleotides long. NCBI's taxonomy places the organism in Eukaryota, Viridiplantae, Streptophyta, Magnoliopsida, Solanales, Solanaceae. The record is from RefSeq and is a predicted model, not a curated record.
AUGCAAAGUCCUCGAGAUUCUCAUCUCAAAGCUGCCAUGCAUGUACUUAGAUAUUUGAAAGGUGAUCCUGGUAUGGGGAUUUUUCUUUCGAACAGUGGAGAUUAUAGACUAAGAGCUUUUUGUGACUCAAAUGGGGCAGCUUGCCCCAAGACUAGAAAAUCAGUUAGCGGUUAUAUUGUAUUACUUGGAGACAGUCCAAUUAGUUGGAAAUCGAUGAAACAGUUCACUGUGACACUAAGCUCUGCAAAGGCAGGGUACAGAUCUGCAAGAAAGGUAGUUGCAGAGCUUGUUUGGUUGUCUUAA